Molecule: messenger RNA, 624 nt
Organism: Stylonychia lemnae
Lineage: Eukaryota; Ciliophora; Spirotrichea; Sporadotrichida; Oxytrichidae
Source: the annotation of a GenBank genome assembly
AUGGAAAAAGUUAUUCAGCUCACAAAGCCCCUCGACAAGUACGGAGACAACGUUCCACAACUAGUUGAACUAUCAAAGAAAACCAAGCUCCCAACUGGUGUUCUACUAUCUGCAAUCGUUCUUGUGUCAUCAAUUCUUAUUCUUGUGUUCUUCGGUGGAAUGAUCCUCAGUGUCGUAUUCACUGUCGUUUAUCCCUCAAUUCAAAGUAUCAAGGCUAUCGAAUCAGAUGGAGAGAAUGAUGAUAAGGAAUGGCUUACUUACUGGACCAUUUUCGGUCUCUUCCACAUGGUUGACGAGUUCGGCGGCUUCGUUCUCAGCUUCUUACCCUUCUACUUCUACAUCAGACUCGCCUUCUUCUUAUUCCUGAUGCUCCCACAAACCAAAGGUGCACUCACUAUCUACAAAUAUAUCGUUGGACCAAUCCUAAAGCAACACAAGGCCUCAAUCUAGGCCUUCAUUGAUGAGGUCAAAGGAUCAGCUGGAGACAUCACCUCCGCUGCCAGACAACAAGCCAUGAAAGAAUUAAACAACCCCGCCAAUCUCAUGAAAGCAGCUCAAUAUGCCAAGGAUGCUCAAGAUCAAAUCAACAAGGCAGGAGGAGAGGCAGCUUAUUCCCAAUAAUGA